AGAAGAAGAAACAUGUAUUGACGCUUCGGUGUCAAACUGGCAUCACUACGCAAGCCGCUUCUUUCAGACCGCCUCCACCUUUCUAUUCCGUGGCACCUGUUCCCCACCAGAAAGUAUGGCAAAAGCACCCCCCUACUGGACAUUGAGGCGAAAAUCAAGGGCAAGAGUUAAUCAACACUCGGAGUCCAUCCAGUCUAGUUUAACGUCCGGCAGUACAACUGAAGAAGUACGUGUUGACGCUAAGAACGAAUUUGCUGCUGAUGUUGAGGACCACUUCACGGACUGUGAAUCCUCCUUUGCCGAGCCUGUGGAGUUUGACGAAUCUUCCAAUUCUGAUAACAACUGCUUGACUUUGGAAGAUGAGGGGAGUCUUUUGGGAGCUAAUUUGACAACGUGGGCAGUGGAAGAAAAUAUAACACGCAGUUCUUUGAACAAACUUCUGAAAAUUCUGAAGUGCUAUCGUCCAACUGCAGUGAGUGAUGGACUGCGGACUUUUCAACGUCCGAGAUCUCUCCUUCCUAACACCCAUCAAAUCAUCCCAAGUAACUGCACAGCAGUUGAAAGGUUCAUUGUCGAACAAUUGGGAGAACUUCACCUCGAAGUGGACCGCUUAACAGCUACCCUACAGUCACUCAGUGCAAACCGAGCUCCUGACCGACCACCCAGGAGCAAUGACUAUGGCAAGAGCCUCCCCAUUUCCACAUUGGAGGAGCUGAACAACUUCGAUGAGAGACUUUGUCGGGACAGAAAUUUUAAGAAACGUGAUCACAAAGCUGUCCAUAACUGGGGGAACGUCUGUUAAAAAAAACUGUGUGGCGAGUGUGCAACAAGGUCUUUGCACCUGAGUUUGCUACUCAGUUAAAUUGGUGCGGGAGAGGACAGAAGACUGACUGAUUCAGCAUUGCAGCUGAUGUUGAUUAGUGGCACUGGUUGUAAGGCUACUAAACUGUAACACUGACUACACCAAAAAUUAAGUGGCCGCAUAUAUGCACCUUGACCUGCGCCAAGCGAGGUUAGGUUUUGACCUCUUUAUUUCUCUUGUAGCGUCAGUUUUUAAAAAUGGACUCCUGAGGAACGUUACAGAGGCUGAGGUCGAGGCUGCCGUACAAAAUUGGCUCAGGCUGAGCCAAGACAGAAUUGGAGGACGACGGAGGAGGGAGAGACCAUCAAAGACGGAAGAACCGUAGCUGUAAAGGCCGUCAGAGGAGAGAUCAGGUGCUGAUGUUGCUGUUUAUUUUAUUUUUUUAUCCUCAUUAAUUGGUAUUCAUUGUAUUUAUAUAUAUAUAUAUAUUAAAAAAAACAAGAACAGUUGAGUUGUACAGGCUAUUAAUGGUGGAAAAAGUUUUGAAAUGAUCUUUCUUCAUCUCAUUUUUUGACUGUCUGGCAUUUGAACCCAAUGUGUAGACUUUAUACCCAGUGUAGCCUUGUUCCUCUUUUUUUAAUCUCUGCAUAGAGAGAAGUGGAAAGAGGCCAUUUCUUGGCGCUGAAUUUGUUAUUGUAUAAAGAUUUUAUUUAUCACUUUUAUUUUAUAAAGAUUUCUUAUGUUUUAGAUUAAGCGAUAUUGUCCGUCAAUUUGCAGAUUCAUAUUUUAUUCUUUUUUAUUUUAUUUGACGUUCAUGCUCUGAUUUAAAGAAAAAUAAAAUUGAUUUUUUAAAACAGU
Phycodurus eques (leafy seadragon) is the source of this 1660-nucleotide messenger RNA. RefSeq lists its product as uncharacterized. Bases 116 to 802 code for a protein of 228 amino acids. The transcript is spliced from 7 exons. The record is from RefSeq and is a predicted model, not a curated record. NCBI's taxonomy places the organism in Eukaryota, Metazoa, Chordata, Actinopteri, Syngnathiformes, Syngnathidae.